This is a messenger RNA of Dovyalis caffra, 1938 nucleotides long. The record is from the annotation of a GenBank genome assembly. Lineage: Eukaryota; Viridiplantae; Streptophyta; Magnoliopsida; Malpighiales; Salicaceae.
AUGAUGAAUCACUGCAAAAUUGUGCUUUGCUUUGUAUUCUUCUGUGUCUCAUCGCCCACAAAUUCUACUUCAUUGCCAUCAAAAUCUUCUUCUCAUUCUAUUUCAGGCCAACAUUGCAUUGACAAUGAAAGAACAGCCUUGCUCCAACUCAAAAGGGAUUUGUCAACAGCUAAACCAGAAUCUUCUUUUACUCAACAGCCUUCCUCAGUUUCUUUGCUUCCUUCAUGGAAGCCUCACAGUAAUUGUUGCUCCUGGGAAGGUGUCACUUGUCAUGAUGUCUCAGGACAUGUGAUUAGCCUUGACCUCAGCAGCCACAAACUUUCUGGCACUUUUAAUUCAACCAACUUUCUUCAUCUCCCUUUCCUUGAAAAACUCAAUCUUGCCAACAAUAAGUUUCAGUCGACUCCAUUUCCCUCCAGGCUUGAUCUGAUUUCCAGCUUGACACAUCUCAACUUUUCAAAUUCAGGUUUUUCAGGCCAAGUACCUUUGGACAUAUCACGGCUGACCAAAUUGGUUUCUCUUGAUCUCUCCACUUCUCUUUUGGAUUCUUCGAAACUUGAGAACCCGGGUUUUGAAAGGCUUGUGAAAGAUCUAAGCAGCUUAAGGGAACUUCAUCUUGAUGGUGUUAAUAUAUCGGCUGGUGGUGAUGAAUGGUGCAUUGCCUUGACUCUUGCAACCCCUAAUCUCCAAGUUCUGAGCUUGUCAUAUUGUCACCUCUCAGGUCCCAUCUGUGAAUCACUGAAUCAACUAUCAUUGCUUUCAAAGCUUGACCUUAGUGGCAAUAAUCUCUCUUCAAUGUUUCCAAAGAGUAUCAUGCUACUGCCAAACCUGAAGACUCUUGCUUUAUGGGCAAAUACACCUCUUUCUGGGACUUUGCCAGAAUUUCCUAUAGGCUGCAAGUUAGAAGUUCUAUCUCUGUCCUUCACAAGUUUCUCUGGAGAAAUCCCAUGUUCAAUUGGAAAUCUUCAAUCUUUGACUAAAUUGGGCGUGAGGAAUUGCAGUUUCUCUGGAUUGAUACCUUCUUCUCUUGCAAGCCUAACCCAACUUGUUGAUUUGGAUCUCUCCAACAACAGGUUUCAAGGAUGGAUUCCAUUCCUACCACCAUUAAAGAAAGGCUCGAGGAUAAUUCAGACAACAAACCGUAUUGGGCUGGCAAAUCUAGGCUCUCUUUCUAUUGAGAGCAAUUCAAUGGAGGCGACAUUAAACUCCUCACUUUUCGAGCUUCCUUCCUUGGAGAGAUUGCUGUUAAGUCAAAACAGGCUUAGUGGAGUGAUACAAGAUUUUGACCGAGCAUCUUUGUCGCCAAUAAGCGUUGUUGAUCUAAGCUUCAACAAUUUGGAAGGGCAUAUCCCUGAUUCACUCCUUGAACUUCAGAAUCUUACUGAAUUCAAGCUUUUAUCAAACAACUUCAGCGGUGCCAUCAAUGUAAGCAUGUUCAAGAGCACUGAGAGCCUUACAUUCCUUCAGUUGUCUGACAAUAGCCAACUGACUAUUGAUUAUUCAGACAACUUAAAUCUACCUCAACUUCAAAGAUUGUGGUUUGGUUCCUGCAAUGUUAGCAAAAUCCCAAGUUUCCUGCGAAACCAAGAUGGAUUAGUUGAGCUAGACCUUUCAAACAACAAAAUCCAUGGCACACUCCCCGAAUGGAUUUGGCAAUUAGAAAGCUUGUCUUACUUGAAUUUGUCCAACAACUUUUUGACUAGGAUUGAAACACCAGUUCCUGCUCCUCUAUUCAGUUCUUUGGCCUUCCUUGAUCUUAGUUUCAACUACUUAGAAGGGUCAUUCCCCAUGUUUCCAUCCUCUAUAAACCUCCUUUCACUUUCUAAUAACAAGUUCACUGGAGAGCUUCCUGAAUGCUUGAGGGAGUCGUCAUUGGUUACGUUUUACUUUGGAGGAGUACGCGAUGCAGUAGGUGGAUUAGACAAUUUCUUAAGAUAA